Zychaea mexicana is the source of this 1593-nucleotide messenger RNA. Its product is annotated as acyl-CoA dehydrogenase/oxidase. Gene Ontology annotation, molecular function: flavin adenine dinucleotide binding; oxidoreductase activity, acting on the CH-CH group of donors. Bases 201 to 1517 code for a protein of 438 amino acids. Lineage: Eukaryota; Fungi; Mucoromycota; Mucoromycetes; Mucorales; Lichtheimiaceae. The record is from RefSeq and is a predicted model, not a curated record. The transcript has 5 exons.
CUUACACACUCCAAAUGCAUAUAACACGACGUUGGGAGCUACUAAACCUAACACACAAUACCCACGGCUGGGCCAUAUUUUGUCAUCGCAACUGAAUAAAUUCCCCAAGCAUUGAAAAACAGUAAAAAGCAUAAGCUUUUUCCACCCUUUUCCUUUCUUCUCUCUUCGCUUCUUCUUUAAUUCAAACCAAUCAAUCAAUCAUGGCCACUAGCACUCUACUCGACCCUAGUCUAUUGUCUCCCAAGUUUCACGAACUAUACGCGAAAGCCAAAGACUUUAUUGAGAAUGACUGUAUUCCUGCAGAGGCACUCUACGAACAGCAAAUGGGCAAAAACGAAGACCGCUGGAACGUGCUUCCCCCUGUGAUGGAAGAACUUAAGGUCAAGGCACGUUCGCUUGGCUUGUGGAACCUGUUUUUGGGUCACGAAUAUGGCCAAUACGGCGGUGGUUUGAGCAACUUGGAGUAUUCGUUGAUUGCAGAAAUGCUAGGCCGUUGUGGCAUUGCUUCUGAAGCAAUGAACUGCUCUGCUCCUGAUACGGGAAAUAUGGAAGUGUUUGCAAAGUAUGGUACGCCGGCACAAAAGGAGAAAUGGUUGAAGCCUCUAUUGAACGGAACAAUUCGAUCGGUAUUUGCCAUGACAGAGCCCGCUGUGGCAUCAUCCGAUGCUACCAAUAUUGAGACCAGUAUCCGUCGUGAAGGCAAUGAAUAUGUCCUUAAUGGCCGCAAGUGGUUCGCAUCCGGAACUGGCUCGCCUAACUGCAAGGUGUUUUUGGUCAUGGGGAAAUCGGACAAGGAUAACGCCAAUCGUCACAGACAGCAGAGUUUGGUGAUCGUUCCACGCGAGACCCCCGGUGUUCAGAUCGUCCGUCCUUUGACCGUUGUGGGCUAUGAUCAUGCUCCCCAUGGUCAUUUUGAGAUCAUCUUCUCUGAUUGCCGUGUGCCUGUAGAAAAUAUCAUCCUCGGUGAAGGCGGUGGAUUUGAAGUAAUCCAAGGGCGCUUGGGUCCUGGUCGUAUCCAUCACUGCAUGCGAUGCAUUGGGAUGGCUGAACAGGCCCUUGACUUGAUGAUUGCUCGUGUCACUGAUCCAUCUCGAAGAACGUUCGGAAAAACCUUAUCCGAGCAUGGCACUAUCGUUGCAGAAAUCGCCAAAUGCCGUAUUGAAAUUGAACAGUCGCGUUACCUUGUCCUCAGUGCAGCAAAGAGAAUCGAUGAAGUUCAAGCAAAGAAUGCCAAGCGAGAAAUUGCCAUGGCAAAGAUUGCUGUACCCAAUAUGCUCCAACGCGUUGCUGAUCGCGCCAUACAGGCAUUUGGCGCUGCUGGUCUUUCUCAGGACACCAAGUUGCCUCAUAUUUUCGUCAAUGCAAGAUACUUGCGCAUCGCCGACGGACCCGACGAGGUCCACUUGCAGCAACUUGGCAAAGCAGAAUUGCGUCGUGCAUCUGAAAUUGUUGAACAGCAGCAGCGUCAAAAGGCGAAAAAAGAACAGCUACUUGCUAAAGGAUCCUCUAGGCUCUAGGCCAGAAGGAAACUAUGCGCUUCCUCUAUUUUAUGCAAAAAUAAAAAAAACUUUUAUUGUUCCGAACAAAAUGAAA